UUGAGGGGAAAGAUCUUGUUCUUCUCGGCAAGAAGACCAUCAUAAACAUCGAAGAGAUGACGCAGGCCGGCCCCUUCUUUGUCGGCGUGGACGUUGGCACAGGGAGUGCGCGAGCGGCGCUGGUCGACGAGACGGGCAGCAUCCUCUCCGAGUCGACGCACGCCACGACGACGUUCCGCAGCGACGCCGACGCCCGCAUCUUUGAGCAGUCGACGGACCAGAUCUGGUCGUGCAUCUCGUCUGCUGUCCGCGAGGUGACAAAAAAUGUCGAUGCGAGCCAAGUGAACGGCAUCGGCUUUGAUGCGACAUGCUCCCUGGCUGUGACGGACCAAGAGGGACGGCCCAUCGAGGUGACGCCCGAUGGCGGCUUUGGCGUGGGCAAGGAGAGGAAUGUGAUCCUGUGGGCGGACCACCGUGCUGAGCAGGAGGCCAAGGAGAUCAAUCAGACGGGCAGCAUGGUGCUCAACUACGUAGGCAAGACAAUGUCGCUCGAGAUGGAGAUCCCAAAGGUGCUCUGGCUCAAGCGCCACAUGCCUGCCUCAACAUUUGCCUCGUGCAUGUUCUUCGACCUGCCCGACUACCUCACCUUCCGCGCGACGGGCAACAAGGCGCGGUCCAACUGCAGCCUCGUCUGCAAGUGCUCCUACGUGCCGCCGGGCGUCGAUGGCUCCGAGCUCGGGUGGCAGCCCGACUUUUUCAAGAAGAUUGGGCUCGAGGACAUGGUCGCAAACGACUUUGAGCAGCUCGGUGGCAUCCCCGGUCGCAACGGCAUCGUCCUGACGGCGGGCCAGCCCGUGGGCACGGGCCUCUCUGCUCAGGCGGCAAAGGACCUGGGACUUGCCCAAGGCACGCCCGUGGGAUCUGGCCUCAUCGAUGCUUACGCCGGCUGGGUCGGCACCGUCGCUGCACCAUCGACCAACGGACCGGCAUCCAAGGAGACCGACCUACUGGCCUCGCAGCACAGGCUCGCCGCCAUCGCCGGGACGAGCACGUGCCACUGCGUGCAGAGCCCCGAGGGCAUCCUCGUCGAUGGCGUCUGGGGCCCCUACAAGCAUGCCGUCUUUCCCGGCCUCUGGAUGAACGAGGGUGGCCAGAGCUCGACGGGCCAGCUCAUCGAUUUCAUCAUCGACACUCACCCGGCCUCUGCCAAACUCACUGCCCUGGCAAAGGAGCGAGACCAGUCCGUCUUUGUCGUCCUCGAGUCCAUCCUCCGCGAGGAAGCGACUCGGAUGGGCGCACCCACGCUCUCCCACCUCACCAAGCACCUCACCAUCUACCCGGAUCUGCACGGCAACCGAAGCCCGUUGGCCGACAGCACGAUGCGAGGCCUCUUCUCUGGUCUCAAGCUCGACCGCGGCCUCGUGGACCUGGCGACGAGAUACUAUGCGACGCUAGAGGCCAUUGCGCUGCAGACGCGCCAGAUCGUCGAGGCAAUGAACCAAAAGGGCCACAAGAUCGAGGCUCUGUACAUGUCGGGCGGCCACGUCAAGAACCGGACAUUCAUGCAGCUCAUGGCCGACACGCUCAAGAUGCCCGUGCAGCUGCCCUUUAGCCACUCGGCGUCCGUCGUCGCCGGCAGCGCCAUCCUGGCCCGGUACGCCCACGACGUGCAGCAGACGCUUGCGGGCUCGACGCUGGCGACGCAGCGUGCCGCCGAGGAGGCCAGCUACGCCCACCGGGACCAUCUCUGGGAGCUCAUGGUGAAAAUGACAAAGCCGGGCACCUUUGUCUUUCCCGAGCAAAAGGAUAACAUCGACCGGCUGCUCGAUGCAAAGUACAAGGUCUUUUUGGAGGCCAUUGACACUCAGAGACGAUGGCGCGCCAUCGUCGACGAGGCCGUGUGAGGUGCAAGGAAGAGCACAUCCAUUGUUACAUAUAGAUCAGAUCUCAAAAGAAUGGGGGAAACGCAAUAGAAGUAGUAGUAGUAGCAUUUGCAGAUGGGAAUGAUAGAGCG
This is a messenger RNA of Acaromyces ingoldii, 1954 nucleotides long. RefSeq names its product Pentulose kinase. Gene Ontology annotation, biological process: carbohydrate metabolic process. Bases 57 to 1844 code for a protein of 595 amino acids. Lineage: Eukaryota; Fungi; Basidiomycota; Exobasidiomycetes; Exobasidiales; Cryptobasidiaceae. The record is from RefSeq and is a predicted model, not a curated record. The transcript has 3 exons. Gene Ontology annotation, molecular function: phosphotransferase activity, alcohol group as acceptor; kinase activity.